CACACAUAUGGCGGAUGCCAGAUCCAAGAACAAGAAGUAUAUAUACAUCAGAAAGAUUUACGCCCUCUUUGGCGAUUAAAAUAUAUUUCUACAUAAAAUUUCUUACAGACCUCAUUAAUACUGACAAGAAUUUUAUUAGUGCCUUCUGUACGUUACAAGUAACUCAAAAUGAACUGGAUUCUAUUAAUGUAAUGCCACUCAUAACAUAUCUCGCUGGAUAUUGCGUAUAUAGAUUUCUGAAGACUGUGAAAUGUGAGUAUUGUCGGGAAAACCUUACUUUAGACAAAACUUUGGAAUUGGAUGAAGAAUAUCGUUUCAUACUGAAUAUGGACCGAGGCGGAUUGCUAUGUCCACAACCAGAUGUAAUAACUGUCGUAUCAUAUACCUAUAUUGUAGUAAAAAAAUUAGUAUCUGAAGAACAUGAAGACAAUUUUUUAAAGGUAUGCAAUCAGCGAUCUCUUGCAUGGGCAUUAACGUAUCAAAUUUUAAUAGACAGUGAAUGCAUAACCUAUGACCAAUGUAAUAACGGACACACCUUAGAAAAUAUUCUAAAUUUUGUUAUAAAAGCAUCAUGCAAUACUUUUCUUAAAAACUACUGUAAUCAAAAGAAUGAUGUGCUGAGAAGUACUUUAAGGAAACGAAAGCUUCAAACUCUAGUAAAAUAGAUAAUUUGUGUUCAGUUUAAAUAAGGCCUUAAGUUUAUGUAACUGUUUGGUAAGUUUUAUUUAUGCUUGUAUAAAAUGUUUUAAAUAUUAAUGAAACAUAUAC
Molecule: messenger RNA, 768 nt
Organism: Stegodyphus dumicola
Lineage: Eukaryota; Metazoa; Arthropoda; Arachnida; Araneae; Eresidae
Source: RefSeq, a predicted model, not a curated record